This is a messenger RNA of Candidula unifasciata, 201 nucleotides long. Lineage: Eukaryota; Metazoa; Mollusca; Gastropoda; Stylommatophora; Geomitridae. The record is from the annotation of a GenBank genome assembly.
CCUGAUAUGGUAACGAAUAAAAAUAUGAUGCGUUACAUAAAAAACAAUUCUAUUGAAACGAAAAACGAAAACGUGUGUGAGUUGCAUGUAUCAUAUUUAUUUUAUAUAUUCAUAAAAACGGCUAGUUUUAAAUUUUCCUAUUUAAAUUAUCGCCAAAGCAAAAUGUGCAGUAAUCGACGUCAACCCAAGCGGUUUCAUUGA